This is a messenger RNA of Archocentrus centrarchus (flier cichlid), 3577 nucleotides long. RefSeq names its product cornichon family AMPA receptor auxiliary protein 2 (gene cnih2). The record is from RefSeq and is a predicted model, not a curated record. Gene Ontology annotation, biological process: vesicle-mediated transport. NCBI's taxonomy places the organism in Eukaryota, Metazoa, Chordata, Actinopteri, Cichliformes, Cichlidae. Bases 222 to 704 code for a protein of 160 amino acids. The transcript has 6 exons.
GCUACAACAUCAGCUGAUUAUUGAUUGUUACUAAAACUGAGUGCUUUACCCACCUGGGCAAUACAGACCCAGCUUGCAUCAAAGGGGAAAACCAACAAUAGCCUCUACCACAGUAAAAGGAGGAGGGAGAGUGACCAGUAGCCAGAGAGAGGCAGAGAGCAGGGAGCAAGUUUCCUUCCUCUCCCUUGACCCGUCUCCUUGUCAGGCUGGCUGGCGCAGCCAUGGCGUUCACCUUUGCGGCCUUCUGCUAUAUGCUGACCUUGGUACUGUGCGCGGCUCUCAUCUUCUUUGUCAUAUGGCAGAUCAUUGCGUUUGAUGAGCUUCGCACAGACUUCAAAAACCCCAUUGAUCAGAGCAAUCCCACCAGAGCGAGAGAAAGGAUUCUCAACAUUGAAAGGAUCUGCAACCUGCUUCGCAGGUUGGUGGUACCGGAGUACUCCAUCCAUGGUCUUUUCUGCCUGAUGUUCAUGUGUGCUGGAGAGUGGGUCACACUUGGCCUAAAUAUCCCGCUGCUCUUCUACCAUCUGUGGAGGUUUUUUCAUCGGCCCGCUGAUGGCUCAGAGGUCAUGUAUGAUCCUGUCAGUGUGAUGAACGCGGACAUUCUCAACUAUUGUCAGAAGGAGUCGUGGUGUAAGCUGGGCUUUUAUCUGCUCUCUUUCUUCUAUUAUCUCUACAGUAUGGUCUACGCCUUGGUGAGCUUCUAACAAAUUGGAGUGAUGGAGAAAUAAAAUAACUAUAAGAGAGAAAUAGAGAACAAAUGGAGACACAAACUCUUCCUUUCUCCAUGCAUUCUGACCUUUCUGGCUUUGGUCUUUGGGAGUCUAACCUUGGACAAAACAUGAAGACCAAUCGGAGUGAAUGUGUUUUUUUUUUAAAAAAAAACCUCCGUUCGAUUGUAUCGUUGUAUCCCAGAUACUGCUGUUGGACGACCGGAUAAAAUCUUGAAGGACUGAAAUGAUGCAGGUGUUUGUGUUGCCUUUGACCCGUUAUACAAUUUAACAAUACUUCUGAAGGGCUGGAUUUUCCCCACGCUGCUCUUAAUAAUCCAGUCGCUCAACUCACUGUGAAUUUCCAAACACUUAGGGACUGGAAAAUGAGAAAUUAUGUCUGUAUUCUUUGACUUUGACAAUGUACUAAAAGCAGGAUUGUUUUGCAUACAGGAACUCUGACAUCAAACCGUUACUCUGAUUGUGUUGCAGGUCCACAAACUGUAAGAAAAGGGUUAGCACUGUAAGAGAUUUAACAGGCCUGGCACUAAGACAAUGAGUCGGUGUGUGCACAGACACCUUUAACCAGGAUGGGGGAUAAAGAUUUGCCUGAUGCUAGCCUCUGCCAAAUGCAACACUGUAAAAAAAAAAAAAAGCAAGGAAUUAUACAGGUUUGGCUUAAAUAAGUUUGAAUUUAAGGGUCAUUGUUUGCAAUGUGCAUUCAAAAUAGGUUUGUCCGUAGGUCAAAGGACAUAUUUUACGCUACAUGCUAGGUUCACGCUUUCCAAAGAGCUGUAAGCUCAGACAUGCCAAAAGUUGAUCACUGAAAAGCAUUGUGCCAAAUAAAAAAUACAAAUAAAAGUGAUGCUAGAUGGUAGUUGCAGUAUUUUCCAAUCUCAAACCUUAUCUUUAAUUCUUCUUUCUUUAACAAGUGUUUUAUUUUGGCACAAUGUUUUUUUCCUUGAAAAAAAAAUACUUUAGUUCUGUUGUAUUUUUUAGUGUGCAGGAAGCACCUUAUUCCUAUUUCCAGUGAAGUUUAUUUAUUCAUCUGCAUCUAUACUAUAGUCAUUUUAGCACAGCGACUCUUCUCUGAUCCGAGGUAGAAUAGCAUAGUCAUCUCAUGUACAAAAAGCAAUUAAUAACAGUAAUCUAGCAAUGUAAAUUGAUUCAUGAGACAUACCAAUCCAGUGUUGUUCAGUGUUUGUAACAGCGAGUGGGACAAAAGUGGCAGAUGAGACAAUGAUGACUCUGUGACAAUGUUUCAGCUGUUUAAGGCGUGUAAUGAUGAUGAAGUCAUCCCAGUACAUCUACAAUCGUACAGCUUCAAAGGAGACACAUGUAAGACGCUGAUGUUGCUGAUCACCAGGAUUUGUAAACAGCCAAGCCUUUCCUCAGCUGCUGUGUGUUCAUUACAUGGAUCUGUUAGCAGAGAAGUGAUGGUUCAAAUGUGUGAUAUCAGCAGGAAAACAGAAACUCUGGGGGCCCGAGCACAAACUGUGAUGUUUGUUAUGCACCGACUCCAGGUGUGGUAAAUGUUGGCGUCUAAUAGACAAACUGUGGGCUCAGUUAGGAAAAAAUUGAAGUAAGAAGUCUCCAGAGAGCGCGGGUGGGCGUUUCUCAACUGCUAGACGUGGCUGGCUGUAAUCGGUUACCUUGCCCCCAGCCCUUACUAACCAUGUCUUACUGUUAAGCAAUGCCCACUUAAAAUCAUGGUCUCGACUGCUGCAGCCUACUGAAGUUCUUAUUAUGCAGAAAGAGUUGCAGCAAAAAAUUAGAAAUUGUCAUGAGAUAGAUGGUUUGAUCAGUGACACUAGUGACAAAUUCCUUGUGAUAGCGAUAUAUGAAUUUGCUUUCUAAUGAAAACUACAUCUACUGUCUGUAGCACUCAGCCCCAAGCCCAUUUGUUUUGUUUUUUCACUGCAGUUUUAGCAAAUGUCCAUCAAAACAAGGGUAAAUGCAAUAUAUCUCGAGGACUAUUUUUUUAGCAGUGGAAUAAUAAACAUUUUUUUGCAUCAGCACUUUUUCCUGCAACAGCACUAUGUUUAUGAGAUUGAUAAAAUAUAAGCCCCAUGCUCGUUCAUCGAGACAAGUGUCAUCCAGUGAAACAGUGGCGGGAUAAAAUGUGUCGGGCCUUCGCUAUACAGGUAAUAUUCAUAAAUCAGUUGAUUUAUGGAUUCUUAAUUUUCACAGAAUCUGUUGGCAAUAUGGAAAUGAUGAAAUAUCGCCAAUAUCAUCCUUUAAAUGGUUUUUAAUUCCUAAUAUAAACCUGUUCAAAGUGUCUUUAUUAACUGAGUAAUACAGUGCAUUGCAUACAGUGUGCUCUGCAUUGCAAGAAGCAUCAUUUCUUCAAAGUAAUAUGUCGUAUAUUAGCCUCAUUGCAGAAAUUUCUGAAGUUUUAAAAGCAUUGAUAACCUUUGUUGUUAAUGUAGCUGUGCUGUAGAGGUUCAGCACAUACAUGCAUAUGUACGCACACAGCCUUAUCUCAGUCAGAAAUCAUGGCAUACAGAGAGCAAGUCAAACUGCCUGCGUGAUCCGAAUUGCAAGCACUGAAGCAAUUUCAGUAGGCUGUCAGUGUGUCUGAAGACAAGACAGUAUAUGUUGUUCCAAAAAAUGUUGAAAGUAAUCACAGGACGCUGAGACCUCAAAACUCUGCCAACAGUGAGAGCGUGUUGAGUCCAGACAAUCGCUACAAAAAGCACAGGAACACGAGGAGAAAAGGGAGAAAUGCAGCUUGGUUGAAUGUCAUUAUGUAGUUGCUGUGAACAAAGCCUUUUAGAAAACUGUAUUUGAGUAUAAUUAUUUGUAUCUGUCUUUUAUACAUUUCUCAUCGACAUAUGCUACAGUAAAUUUGGUGGAUUACUUUAUAUAUA